Messenger RNA from Drosophila melanogaster (fruit fly), 7606 nucleotides. It is a transcript of the gene unc-104, whose product is annotated as uncoordinated-104. The transcript is spliced from 27 exons. The record is from RefSeq and is marked reviewed. Gene Ontology annotation, molecular function: cytoskeletal motor activity; nucleotide binding; microtubule motor activity. Gene Ontology annotation, cellular component: presynapse; cytoskeleton; axon. Gene Ontology annotation, biological process: vesicle-mediated transport; anterograde synaptic vesicle transport; regulation of locomotion. NCBI's taxonomy places the organism in Eukaryota, Metazoa, Arthropoda, Insecta, Diptera, Drosophilidae. The coding region runs from base 449 to 5668 and encodes 1739 amino acids.
UCACUGUGUCGUCUACCCUUAACGGGUGCAGUUCGUUCUGGUCUCGAGAGUCGUGCGCGAAUUUCAUUUCCUAAGGCCUUCCGCUGACUGGCCAUCGAUUUUGUGCAGAAAAGCUCAGAGUUUUCAUCAGCGAAAAGUUGCCCAACCGUUUAAACAAAGCGCAGCCAAGACGCUAGUGUACGCGAGUGAAAGAAUUUCUCAGUUGGUCAAGUGAAUUUACCACUAGAAAGUUAAUAAAUAAAGCAAAGAGUGACAAACGAAAAAAAAAACAAAUUUUACCUUAUCAAACAUUAACUAAAAAUCAAAUCACACAUAAGUGCAAUCGAUUCCUUACAACUUAUGCUAUAAUGAGCUUUAAGGAUAUAGCCGCCCAAUAAGCCAGCAAUCGUUUGGCCUAAACUAAAGUUAACCGGAAACCAGGACACCCACAGAGAGGAAGAAGGACAAGAUGUCGUCGGUUAAGGUGGCGGUGCGAGUGCGCCCCUUCAACUCGCGCGAAAUAGCCAGGGAGUCGAAAUGCAUCAUCGAGAUGGCAGGAGCCACAACGGCCAUCACCAAUCCAAAGGUGCCGCCCAACACAAGCGAUUCAGUAAAGCGCUUCAACUUUGAUUACUCCUACUGGUCACAUGAUCACCACGAUGCCGAUUUCUCCACACAAUCGAUGGUGUACAAGGACAUUGGCGAGGAGAUGUUACAGCACUCCUUCGAUGGCUACAAUGUCUGUAUCUUUGCCUAUGGCCAGACUGGAGCUGGAAAGUCGUAUACCAUGAUGGGCAGGCAGGAGGAGCAGCAAGAGGGCAUAAUACCCAUGAUAUGCAAGGAUCUGUUCACUCGCAUACAGGAUACUGAGACCGAUGACCUCAAGUACUCGGUUGAGGUUUCCUAUAUGGAAAUCUAUUGCGAGCGAGUCAGGGAUUUGUUGAAUCCGAAAAACAAGGGCAAUCUGCGUGUGAGGGAGCAUCCCCUUUUGGGUCCCUAUGUGGAGGAUUUGUCCAAACUAGCCGUUACCGAUUACCAGGACAUUCACGAUCUCAUUGAUGAAGGCAACAAAGCUCGAACUGUGGCAGCUACUAACAUGAACGAAACCAGUUCCCGCUCUCAUGCCGUCUUUACAAUCUUCUUCACCCAACGUCGUCAUGAUCUGAUGACCAAUUUGACCACAGAAAAGGUAUCCAAGAUAAGCUUGGUAGACUUGGCCGGGUCGGAACGAGCGGAUUCCACUGGUGCCAAGGGCACUCGCUUGAAGGAGGGAGCCAACAUUAACAAGUCCUUGACCACAUUGGGCAAAGUUAUCUCAGCUUUGGCGGAAGUGGCUUCCAAGAAAAAGAACACCAAGAAGGCAGAUUUUAUUCCGUACCGUGAUUCGGCCUUGACCUGGCUGUUACGUGAAAACUUGGGAGGAAAUUCGAAGACAGCUAUGAUUGCGGCUAUCUCACCAGCAGAUAUUAACUACGAUGAAACCCUCAGCACACUGCGCUAUGCGGAUCGUGCCAAGCAAAUUGUUUGCAAGGCUGUGGUCAAUGAAGAUGCCAAUGCCAAGCUGAUUCGCGAACUCAAGGAGGAGAUCCAGAAGCUGCGGGACUUACUCAAAGCCGAGGGCAUUGAAGUGCAGGAAGAGGAUGAGCUCACCAAGUCAACGGUGAUCAAGUCGCCCACUAAGUCACGUAAUCGUAAUGGAUCCACCACGGAGAUGGCUGUGGAUCAGCUGCAGGCCAGCGAGAAACUUAUUGCAGAGCUCAACGAGACCUGGGAGGAGAAACUUAAGCGCACCGAGGAGAUUCGCGUGCAGCGAGAGGCGGUCUUCGCCGAAAUGGGUGUGGCUGUCAAGGAAGAUGGAAUAACAGUUGGCGUAUUCUCACCGAAGAAGACUCCGCAUUUGGUCAACCUAAACGAGGAUCCCAAUCUGUCUGAGUGUCUGCUUUACUACAUCAAGGAGGGUCUAACUCGGUUGGGUACCCAUGAAGCAAAUGUGCCCCAGGACAUUCAGCUCUCCGGAUCGCACAUCCUCAAAGAGCACUGCACCUUUGAGAACAAGAACAGCACGGUUACCCUGCUGCCACACAAGGAUGCUAUCAUCUAUGUAAAUGGACGCAAGUUGGUUGAACCGGAGGUUCUUAAGACCGGUUCUCGCGUGAUCCUCGGAAAGAACCACGUGUUCCGCUUUACCAAUCCAGAACAGGCACGCGAAUUACGGGAUAAGAUCGAGACCGAAAAUGAGGCUGAGAACGAAGUGGAGAAGACAGACACCCAGCAGGUGGACUGGAAUUUUGCCCAGUGCGAAUUGCUCGAGAAGCAAGGCAUUGAUCUUAAAGCUGAAAUGAAGAAGCGUUUAGACAACUUGGAGGAACAAUACAAGCGGGAGAAACUUCAGGCCGAUCAGCAAUUCGAGGAGCAGCGCAAAACGUACGAGGCUCGCAUCGAUGCUUUGCAAAAACAGGUUGAGGAGCAAUCCAUGACCAUGUCCAUGUACAGCAGCUACUCGCCGGAGGAUUUCCACCAGGAGGAGGACGUCUACACCAACCCCAUGUACGAAUCCUGCUGGACAGCAAGAGAGGCUGGCUUGGCUGCCUGGGCUUUCCGCAAGUGGCGUUACCACCAAUUCACCUCUUUGCGAGAUGAUCUCUGGGGCAAUGCUAUAUUCCUUAAGGAAGCGAAUGCCAUUUCCGUUGAGUUAAAGAAGAAGGUACAAUUCCAAUUUACUCUCUUGACCGACACCUUGUACUCUCCUUUGCCGCCUGAGCUGGCAUCCACUGUGGCUCCUGUGCAUCAGGAGGAUGAGUUCGGAGCUCCACCUGUCUCUAAGACCUUGGUGGCCGUCGAAGUAACCGAUACUAAGAACGGAGCCACUCACCACUGGUCUCUGGAGAAGUUACGCUAUCGCCUCGAGCUGAUGAGACAAAUAUACAAUGUCGAGAGCCCACCAUCGUCCAUGCUGUUCGAUACGUCCGGCAUGGAGGCAUUGAGCGGAUGGAUCUCACCACCCAGCCAACAUCCUGGCCAGCAGGCGCAGCUGCUCCCAUUGGAGCCACCAGUCGAAAGCGAGCGUGGUCGUCUCACAUUGGCCAAUCUGAUACCUUCUAGGCAACGUUUGGAGCUGAUGCGCGAGAUGUACCACAACGAAGCCGAAAUGAGUCCCACUUCACCGGACUAUAAUGUGGAGAGCCUCACUGGUGGAGAUCCAUUCUACGAUCGCUUCCCCUGGUUCCGCAUGGUGGGUCGCUCCUUCAUCUAUCUGAGCAACCUGCUCUACCCAGUGCCAUUGGUCCACAAGGUGGCCAUUGUCAACGAACGCGGAGAUGUGCGUGGCUACCUAAGGAUUGCUGUGCAGCCCGUUCUGGAUGAGGAGUCCAUUGAUUUCAAUAAUGGUGUCAAGCAGUCAGCUCGCUUGGUUUUCAAUGAGGAUGAUGCCAAACCGAAAUACCGAGCUCUCAAUGAAAAGGAUGAUGUGCAGCGCUAUAUUGACAAUGGUGGUUUGGACAGCAAGCUGGAGGAACUUGAGGAUGUGGACUCUGGUCGUGGCAUUGACUCUAACUCCGCAUCCGAGUGCCACGAAAAUUCGGAGGAGCCUGGCGAGCAUCUGCAGGUGGGCAAGGAGUUCACUUUCCGGGUCACUGUGCUACAGGCCACUGGUAUUGGGGCUGAAUAUGCCGAUAUCUUCUGCCAGUUCAACUUUUUGCAUCGUCAUGAGGAGGCUUUCUCCACCGAACCCGUCAAGAAUUCGGCAUCGGGUGCUCCUCUAGGCUUCUACCAUGUGCAGAACAUAACUGUACCCGUAACCAAAUCCUUCAUCGAGUAUUUGAAGACCCAACCCAUAAUGUUCAAGAUAUUUGGGCACUACCAGACGCACCCAUUGCAUAAGGAUGCCAAACAGGAUUUUGUUUCUCGGCCACCACCACGUCGCAUGUUGCCACCGAGCAUACCGAUCAGUCAGCCAGUGCGUAGUCCCAAGUUUGGACCACUACCGUGUGCACCCACGUCUACGGUUUUGGCUAAGCACGAUGUUUUGGUUUGGUUUGAAAUCUGUGAAUUGGCUCCCAAUGGAGAAUAUGUGCCAUCGGUGGUGGAGCACAGCGAUGAUCUUCCCUGCCGCGGACUGUUCCUCUUGCAUCAGGGCAUCCAGCGGCGCAUUCGUAUUACUAUCGUACAUGAGCCCACAACCGAGGUGAAGUGGAAGGACAUCAAUGAGUUGGUGGUUGGACGUAUCCGCAAUACACCGGAGUCAUCCGACGAACAGGACGAAGACGCCUGUGUCUUAUCUUUGGGCUUGUUCCCAGGCGAGGCUUUGGAGGUGCCCGGAGAUGAUAGAUCUUUCUACCGUUUUGAGGCUGCCUGGGACUCGAGUCUGCACAACUCGGCACUGCUCAACCGCGUUUCUCAAGGCGGUGAGACCAUCUACAUCACCCUGAGCGCUUACUUGGAGCUGGAGAAUUGCGCCCGCCCGGCCAUAAUUACCAAGGACCUGAGCAUGGUUAUCUAUGGACGCGAUGCCCGCACCGGUCCGCGCUCCCUGAAGCACCUGUUUUCGGGACAGUACCGCAAUCCGGAGGCCAAUCGCCUAACCGGGGUUUACGAGCUAGCACUGCGCAGAGCAUCCGAAGCAGGUAGUCCAGGUGUACAAAGGCGUCAACGUCGAGUGCUGGACACCAGCUCUACUUAUGUGCGCGGCGAGGAGAAUCUUCAUGGCUGGAGGCCAAGGGGUGACUCCCUGAUCUUCGACCACCAGUGGGAGCUGGAGAAACUCACCAGACUUGAAGAGGUUGGACGCAUGCGGCACUUGCUUCUGCUGCGCGAACGUCUGGGCAUGGACACCAACCCAAAUCCGACCACCAAGACCGAGAAGGAUGUAUGCAAUCUAGCUGCUCGGGCAGCCACAUCACCCGUACAUAUGGUCAUUCCACAAUCGCCGCAGACUCCGGUCAAGGACCCACAGCAAAUCAUUCCAGAACGCGAAUACAACCAACGGGAGCAGGAUCUCAUGCUUAAAUGCUUAAAGUUGGUGCAGGGACGCUAUACUAAGAGCGAGGCCAACGAUACGCAAACUCAGUCGGAUGUUUCGCCUAGCGAUGAGGGAUGCGCCGACAUGACCGUCAGCUGCAUCUCCAGCAAUUCCAUGGAAAACAACAAAUUUGUAAUUCGACGCAGAUUAUGUUCACCGGAUCGAGCUGAUGCACCCAAUGGCUGGGAGGCACCUGCUCCGGCUACUCAGCCGGCUCUUCCCCUCCGUCUCUAUGUGCCGGAACUGGAGGAGAUUCGCGUGAGUCCUGUGGUGGCCCGCAAGGGUCUGUUGAAUGUCCUGGAGCACGGCGGUUCCGGCUGGAAGAAGCGCUGGGUGAUCGUCCGUCGCCCGUACGUGUUUAUCUACCGCUCGGAGAAGGAUCCCGUUGAACGGGCUGUCCUCAAUCUGGCGACUGCGCAUGUGGAGUGCAGCGAGGACCAGGCGGCCAUGGUCAAGAUACCCAACACAUUCAGUGUGGUGACCAAGCAUCGUGGCUAUCUGCUGCAAACUCUCGGUGACAAGGAAGUACACGACUGGCUGUAUGCUAUCAAUCCAUUGCUUGCUGGGCAGAUAAAAUCCCGCCUGGCGCGACGGACUUUGGAGCCUGCUAGCCAGACGGCUUCCCAGAUCCAGGCCACCAAUGCGGCGAAUGCCAAUAGUGCGAGCAAAUGAGAUACGAUUACGAUGGAGUCCGUUUUGGUUUACUGAGACGCAGGCUAUGGCUGGCUGCAGCGCCUGAGUAUCGCCAGACGACUGGUCAGGCGGAGAUCACAACAAAUGGCAGGGACAGCAGCUGGCAACUGAUUGAUAUAGCUUGAAGGAUUCCAUCGGAAGAGGGAAAUGAAAUAGAUGAUUGUUGCUGUGAAAGCACAUCUUAAUCGAAUGCAAAAAUCAGAGAUAAUGAGCAGAAAGAAACCAAAUGCAAAGCGUACGUAAUUAUUAAGUAGUUCAACAACAACCUAUACAACAAUGGAUUAUAUUACAUUUCGUGAUUAGUUGGCCACGGCCCAAAGAGUAGGCACUAGCAGCUCCAAUCAGAUACGAUAGCCUACUUUUUAGAAUCCCCUUCGAUUAGUUUUAUUGGACAAUUUUGUAAAUAGCCUUCGUUUGAUUCGAUUGUAUAAAUAUUUGGUAUUAGUUAACGGACCAUUUAGUUUCAGUUCCCACGUGAUAUUAUGUUGAUCAGUUAGACUAUGUAUUUUUUCUCAAGUAUGCGACAAAUAUGUAAAGCUUGUAAUGCAAACAAACACACACGUAUAUGCAUUUUAAUGGAGCAAACUAAAGCAAAAUACAGACAUAUAUAUAAAUGAGGAACUAUAUGUAAUGAAUUAAUGUAUAAAACCCUAUAUAUUUGCUGUUUAUACACAAAUUUUCAUGUACUUGUAUUGUUUAACUUAAAAAGAGCAGGUAAACGCCAGAGAAAAUUAUGAUACCAAAAAUAUGUGUGUGUGUGUUAAAGAAAGACCGUACAGUAUAUAGGAUAUAGGAGACGUGAGGUAUAAGCUCAGCAGAAUUGCGAAAUCUCUAUAAAGGUAACGAUUAUUGUUAGAUCUAUAUAUAUAUACAAGCAAAACAGAACUAUAUGCGAAUGAAACUAUUUUACACACCAGAGUUACGAACCAUGAAAUCGGCGCUGCUAUAACUCAGCUGCCCCACAUUGUCAACUGUUGACGGCUUUUAAGGCUUCUCCCCCCACAGACUCCCCACAAAAAUACCAAACAGUUUCGCUUCUAAAAUGCUCCCUCUCGGAACCACCUGCUAAAGCUUCAAGCAACACGUUACGGAACAAACCAAUUGUAGUUUUGAUAAGAGUCUUAAACUAGUACGCAAUGGCCACCUGUAUAUUUCCCAACUGAAAAUGAAACCGACAUUUUGCUUUGCUUGCGAAAAGAACUUUGAAUUUAAUUUGCGUUUCGCCAUCGGUUGAUGCACGAGCUUAGGUCAGGUUAAUGGAUCAAUUGGAGCUUCACUUGUGCCCGGAUCACAAGCCUCGAAGCUCCCAAAGUUGUUGAAGGGAUCGCUUUCGUUUGUGUCGCAAAAAUGGACACGGAACGUUAAGCGAUCGUUGCUGGAUCGAGGAAUACGUAUUCUUUUAGAAAUCGUUUCGGAACUGAGUCGGCGUUUUGGGUUUUGAGUUAAUUGUAGCAAAAUGUAAACAUUUGUUAAACUAUUGAAUUAAUUUCCAAUUGUAACAUAUUAGAGAAUUGUAAUUACAAUAAUCAUUUUACAAGCAUAUUAUAUGAUAUCUAUGUAUGUAAUAACCUAUUUUGGCCCAGUUUGAAUUUACCAACAAAAGAAUUGCACACACCAAAAAUAUAGAGCUAUAUAUUAGCGAAGCGAGUUAACGAGCAAGAAACUCAACUUAUAUAUGCGUAUAUGGUACAAUACAUUUCAAAAUCGAUUUAAAUAUGUACAUCGGCUAUAUAUCAAUGUAUGUAAGAGAUGAUUGCCUGGCAACCGUUUCCAAUGACAGAUGAAAAUUAGAAGAGCAGAACCAACGCGUGGAAAAUGAGGGAAAACCUAUGCUAUGUGUAUGUAUAAUCCAAAACAAAUUGAUAUUUGCCAGGGCGUAUCACUAUUAAAGAAAUAUAAAAUAAAACGGCUUUAAAU